This is a messenger RNA of Punica granatum (pomegranate), 1131 nucleotides long. Lineage: Eukaryota; Viridiplantae; Streptophyta; Magnoliopsida; Myrtales; Lythraceae. The record is from RefSeq and is a predicted model, not a curated record.
AUGGGUAGCAUCUUCUCCUCCCUCAAGCAAUGCGCCCAAGUCUACACCUGGCAGCACCCUGCGACGACCAAUUCCAGCCAGACCAGAGUGCCGUUGCCGCUGCCAUCUCGACGCACCAUGUCAAAGGAAGAGGUCCAGAGUCACAGGAAAAAAUACUCGUUCAUUGCCGAUAACUUCACUUCCCUUGAUCAGGUUACUGCCGCCUUGAGAGAAGCGGGACUGGAGUCAUCUAAUCUCAUCGUCGGCAUUGAUUUUACGAAAAGCAAUGAGUGGACUGCCACAACCCAUGAUCAAGAGGUCUUCAGCUUUCACAGUGAUCAUUCUCCUUGCCACGGAUUCGAAGAAGUUUUGACCUGCUACAGACGGAUCGUUCCGAAUUUGAGACUUGCAGGUCCGACAUCAUACGGACCAGUGGUUGAGGCGGCAGUCGACAUUGUGGAGAGAAGUGGCGGGCAGUUUCAUGUAUUGAUCAUUAUUGCCGAUGGUCAGGUUACAAAGAGCGUUAAUACCCGGGAUGGGGAGCUGAGUCUGCAGGAAGAAAGGACGAUCCAAUCAAUCGUGACUGCGAGUUCAUAUCCGCUUUCUAUAAUCCUUGUUGGAGUGGGUGAUGGACCGUGGGAUGACAUGAAGAAGUUCGACGACAAGAUCCCCGCCCGUGAUUUUCAUAAUUUUCAGUUUGUCAAUUUCACCGGUAUUAUGUCAAGAAGUGGAACUCAAUCCGAGAAGGAAGCUUCAUUUGCUCUUGCUGCUCUCAUGGAGAUCCCGUUUCAGUACAAAGCAGUCAUGGAACUCUGCAUUCUCGGCCGUGUUAUGGGGAAAGCUAAGAGGGUAAAUCCACGCCCUCCUCCACUUCCUCACCAUCCACAUGCCACCCUUACUCGUGAACCAAGCAACCCUACAGCCACCACAGUAGACGAUCAGAACCAGGCCUGUCCUAUUUGCCUGACAAAUCGCAAGGACAUGGCAUUUGGCUGUGGUCACAUGACUUGUAGAGAGUGCGGACCAAGGGUGCGGAACUGUCCUAUAUGCCGGCAGCCAAUCAGCAGUCGCAUUCGGGAAUGGGCUUCGCCCGGCCAUGAUCUGACCAUGCCAUGCCUCAGAAAAGCCGACCAUCAAUGGCAGGCGGCCUGA